ACAGGACAGUUGUUCGGUAAGUAUUUGUAAGGUUGAACUAAGGUAUCGUUUAAAAAUUGUCUCAAAUUAUGGAGAGCGAAAUAAUCAAUGGCAACAUUUGUAAAGCCAAGUGAUCUUUCUAUGGCAAGUACAAACUUUCUGCCGGUUGAAAAAGAUCCAACAUUUAUUAAAAUGCAAAACUCUUAACGUUUUGAUUAGCUAUUCUCAUGUUAUCAUGGAAAUUUACCACCUGUGCUAUAGCGGAUCUCUAAUACAACUCGGUUCUGGAUCAUAGCUGUUAUACAGUGCUGAACAAUGGCUGUGUUCUUUAUUUCGUGUUUUAUUUCACUUUUUGUGUUAUGCUCCUCGGCUUCUCUAGACGAUGAGCCAAUGUUCUCAAAAUUCAAGUAUGACAAGGAAAUGUUGGAGACAAUGGUAAGGAUGGAAGCUAGAAUGAAGCAAUGGGAUAAAGAAAGAAAUAUAUUCGAAGAGAAUGUCUUAUCUAUUUUGGAGCAUCGUAGGGAAGAAAUGCAAGAAUCGUUUUCUGCCCAAAAUGAAAAGUUACAGAGGAUGUUUGAAGACUACAAAGACAUACGCGAUGAUCUAACAAACAGGACUAAUCACCUAGAAAUAUUAGCAGAAACUCUGGGCGACACACCAAAAAUUGCAUUCAACGCAUACACAAGGUCUGGCGGAAGCUUCUCAGACAACCAGAGGAUCAUAUUUCCUCAUGUACUACUAAAUGAAGGCGGUGGAUACAACAAUAACACAGGGUACUUCACUGCACCUGUUUCUGGUCUUUACCAAUUCAGUGCACACAUCUGUGAAACCGGCACUAACUAUAUGAUUGUCUCCAUCGUCCAUGAAAACAAAGAAAUUGCGAUCACAACUGAGUACGAAAACGGUGGCGAUAGCUGCAGUUCGGUCAGUGCACCAGUCAUCAUGAAUGCUAAUGAACAAGUGUUCAUAAAGUCAGCCUAUAGUGCAAGCAAAUUGCAUGCAGAUGCUGAUUACAGAUGGCCAUCAUUCGCUGGAUUUCUGGUACAAAAGUAAAGUGUUAGUGUAAAAGUUCUUGGAGAAUAAAUUCGUUUUCUUAGCACUAAAUAAUUUAUUAAAUUAUAAUGUUCAAAAUAAUCUACAAAAUACAUUUACUUGUAUAUCAGACUAGAAGCACUUUAAUAUCUUUGUAUGAACAGAGAAGUUUUGUCUAGGCAAAUGUAUACAGUGUGAGCGUUUAUUCUAGGAAACAUUUUCAUAUUUUCUUUUGAUCUGAUAGUGCUCGAUGAACAAAGGUCCUUUAUACUAUGUUCUGAUGUCUAUUUCAGAUGUUUGUUUAUUCUUUACUUGCAUUCUUAGACAAAUCAAACACAAAACGAACACAUGUUAAUUUUACUGACAUUUUUAUGAAAAGAAAGUAUUUUAAUGAAAAUAACACAAAUGAAACUUAUCAAAAUAAUGCAGUCAGUUAUUUGUUUUUAAAUUGUUGUAUAGCGUAUUGUGUGUACAUCUGAUAUCUAGCACGAUAACAAUACAUGCAAUAAUUAUU
Mercenaria mercenaria is the source of this 1525-nucleotide messenger RNA. RefSeq lists its product as uncharacterized. The record is from RefSeq and is a predicted model, not a curated record. The transcript is spliced from 2 exons. Gene Ontology annotation, molecular function: protein binding. Bases 295 to 1032 code for a protein of 245 amino acids. NCBI's taxonomy places the organism in Eukaryota, Metazoa, Mollusca, Bivalvia, Venerida, Veneridae.